This is a messenger RNA of Rhagoletis zephyria (snowberry fruit fly), 2610 nucleotides long. RefSeq lists its product as uncharacterized. The record is from RefSeq and is a predicted model, not a curated record. Lineage: Eukaryota; Metazoa; Arthropoda; Insecta; Diptera; Tephritidae.
UACAUGUGUCGACGUCGCAGCAAGCAAGGUUGGUUUUUGUUGUUGAAAAUCCCCAUUCAUGCGCAAAUGAACAAAUAGAAAUAAAAAAAAGUUUCAAGAUGUGGUAGUUUUUUAGCUUACGGUGGCUGAAGUAGUUGAAAUGUAAUUUAGCAAAAAAAACGUGUUAUCUAUUCCACAAAUUUGGCGAAGUCCGAGCACUGGCUGGUGAGAAAACCUGCUUUGCUUCGCACACAAGCGCAUAUGUGUGAUAGUGUGAGUGCCCACCUCUGUUCUAGCGUCAUCAGUCAACUUUCGCAACAAACGUGGCAAAGACGGGUUACGAUUAAGUGAAAUUCUUUUUUAAUUUGUUAUUUGUUCAUGUAAAAUCGUUUAAAAUGACAAGGGCGCAUUGCUGUUGUAAUCCUUUUGAAAGAAAAUGACACAAAUGUGUCACGAAAAGGUUAAAGCUUAUAACCAGUAAGUGGAAAAAAAAUAAAUUCAGUGAAUUCAUAAAUCGCUUCAUGUGCCACUCGUGUGUAACUGAGAUUUAUAAAAUGGGCCGGUUAAAAUGUCCUCAAAUUCAUUCCGCAACAAAAAACAGGUUUUGAUUGAUUUUGAAGCUAACCAUAAUAGUGAUGCAGAGGAUGACAGCGGAAUUGCACAUGACGACUUAAUUGCAGAUCCUUCUUUUGCUAAUGAAUCGGUCGAUGAAUCAUUCACAGUAUCAAAAAUUAGUAGUUUACUCGAGCAGUUCAGGGAACCUGCCAUUAAAAUACAGCGACUUUCAGAUUUAUCUGACCACGAAAAAGAAGAGUUAAAUGCGAGUCUAGAGAACAUUAAAAGGAAUAUUAUAAAGAAUGGAUCAAAUAUUGAAGAAUGCAACUCAAAUAAUCAAAUUUGCGCGUACUUUUUAACAAGCAAACGUGUCGUGCGAACAAAAUUUCUGUUCUAACUAUGGUUCCGGAAAAUUGGAGCAUUAAAAUGAUAAGAGACAGUAUUAACGUAUCACGCCGAAUGACUUACCAAGCUAAAAAUCAACGUGCUACGGGUGGAGUCGGUCACGACCGUCAAAAAAAAGGGUAGUCCUAUAGAUUCAGCCAUUGUUGAAACAAUUUAAAACUUUUAUCGUUCUGAUAAUGUGAGUCGAAUUAUGCCUGGCGUUAAAGAUUAUAAAUCUGUCAACAAAAAUGGAAUUCGAUCACAAGAGCAGAAAAGAUUACUGCUAGCAAAUCUUGCAAUUUUACCUGCGGAAUUCUGUGAAAAAUAUCCCAAAUCGAAAGUUUCGUUAUCCGUCUUCGUAAAAUUGCGUCCACUCCAGUGUAUUUUCGUGGGUCCAAAAGGUACACACAAUAUAUGCGUAUGCAAAACGCAUGAAAAUUUUCGCCUCAAAUUUGUGGGAUUGGAUAAAGAGAUAAAGACCCUGACUUCUCACUGGAAUGUCGAAAUUGCUUUGCAAAAAUAGUAUGUUUGAAUCCAACACCCGAUUGCUUUCUGCUAAGAUCUUCGGAAUGUCCUAGAAUGGAGAAACUUUCAAAAAAUUGCCAGUCUCUCUUACAAACACGAAACAUUUCUUCCAUAACUUUCCAGCAAUGGAUUAGCACCGACAGGUAAAUUACAUAAAGAAUAAUGGAAGAUUUAAAUAGUCCCAUGUCGAUCAGUUUUAUUCCAUCAAUUAACACUACAUAAACAAAUUUAAAUAAAAUUGUUUAUAUUUUGUUUGGAUAAAUUUUUACAUUUAUUUUUUUUAUAUUUAAAUAUGGGUAUUAAAAAUUGUACUAUUUCGGCUAAAAAGUCAAAAAUAACUUCAUGUAACAGGUGCACAAUGUAAGAAGUGAAGGAGCCAAGCAAGCUGUUUCUGGCAAAUCUAAUGAAGGAUUUAUCGCUCACAUUGAAGCCCGAUUUCAUUGCAAGAUGUCAAAAUCAAUGGCUCACUGACCAGAAGAAUAAUUUAGACGAUGGAGAGUAUGUUGUUUGUCUGGAUUUUGCUGAAGAUUAUACCUGUCGCGUGCAAAAUUCAGUCCAAUCUGAAUAUUGGAACACAACGCAAGCAACAAUUCAUCCGUAUGUGAUUUACUACAAAAAAAGUGUUGUUGUGGAACACACGAACACGACAGUUCUGCAGUGAAUUUGUUCAAUACAAAAUUAAUUUCGUUCAUGAAGGUUAAUUUUGGCCGACCAAACGUAAAAAAAAUCUAUUACUAUUCUGAUGGAGCCGGUUCUCAGUAUAAAAAUAAAUUUAAUUUUAUCAACUUGCUCCAUCACAAAGAAGACUUUAAAGUGGACGCCGAGUGGAACUUUUUCGCUUCAGCACACAGUAAAUGUGCAUGCGAUGGGCUUGGAAGUGUGAUCAAGCGAAACGCUUAUCGUUCCAGUUUACAAAACCGAGACUCUAAGAAAAUUACAGAGGCACAAUCGCUUUUUGAAUGGGCACGAAUGUAUUUCAAGUCAAUACAUUUUUGAUUCUGCACGAAAAAUGAUCACGAAAACUUAAAACGCGUUACGACAAAGCAAAAACUCUAAAAAAUACUCGCCAAUUUCAUCGUUUUGUGCCCAAUGUCCAAAAGAAAAUGGAAUGCAAAAUUUUUUCAGGACAUGAUGAAUCCGUAAUUGUACCUGUUAAUUAAAAUGAGU